This is a messenger RNA of Tetranychus urticae (two-spotted spider mite), 3009 nucleotides long. It is a transcript of the gene TAF1B, whose product is annotated as TATA box-binding protein-associated factor RNA polymerase I subunit B. NCBI's taxonomy places the organism in Eukaryota, Metazoa, Arthropoda, Arachnida, Trombidiformes, Tetranychidae. The record is from RefSeq and is a predicted model, not a curated record. Gene Ontology annotation, molecular function: RNA polymerase I core promoter sequence-specific DNA binding. Gene Ontology annotation, cellular component: RNA polymerase I core factor complex; RNA polymerase transcription factor SL1 complex. Gene Ontology annotation, biological process: nucleolar large rRNA transcription by RNA polymerase I; RNA polymerase I preinitiation complex assembly.
GAUAGUUCAUCUAAUUUUCUUUAAUCAUUAGUCAUGACCUGGAAAAGAUUUUUCCACUUUUCUCUGAUUUUUGUUUAUUUUACAGGCUUAUUUUUAACCUCAGCCAUAGUUUUCUUUGGAUUCUCGGCUAUAAUAAGCUUUAUAAACUCUCUUUGAGAUUUGUUUAAACCAAAAGCAUGUUUCGCUUGCCUCGCUCACUCAAUGUAAACAUCUUUUCUUACCUUCUAGGAAUGGUAAAAAGGUGUGUGUUACCAGAUACUCUACCAAUUUUGUAUUAAAUCAUUGGAAUUGACUUUUAUUGUCGAGAUUGAUAAUUGCUUCAAUAUACUAUUGGAUCUUCUAAUGUAAAAAAGUUCAAUAACAUUUUUUUGUAAUUGUGCUCGAUUAACCAUUAAAUUCAAUGGAAAAUUAAUUAAUACAAAUCAUCGAUCAUGCUGGUUAAGAUCAAGCAAGAUAGGAUAUGGAUGGAAAACAGAAAAAAUCUUGUAAACAAUGUGGUUCGACAGUAUUUGAGGAGAUCGAUGCUCUUUAUUAUUGUUCUGUAUGUUCGACUCAAGUUACUGGGUUAACUAUUGAAGUAAGUCAUUUCGAUGGCGCGGUCAGUACAUUACGAGAGGUUCGAGAUAAAACCACAAAAAGAAAAGCGGCUGAUACUGGCCCACCCUGGACCACCAUGGAAGCAUUUAACGUUAUUUUAGCUCACCAAUGCUCUCAAUUGGAAGAUAAAUUAAACCUUGGACCUCAAUUCAAAUGUGUUCUAUUCAGUUUAUGGGCUGAAUAUCUAUCUAAAUGUGAAGUCGCCUUUACUAGAAGAGAGCAAUCAAAACCAAAAGUCAAUAUUACCUCCCAUUUAAGAGAUAUUCAACUAAUAGAUCAAGGUCUCGAGAAAGUAACGAAGCCUUUAAGUUUGACUCAUAAAUCAAGAGAGGAUUUAAAAGUUGGAAACACUAAAUUGCUACGAAACAUUAUUAUCGGGGAUCUAAAUCGGAGUCACUCUGGUAGUCCAAAAACUGGUGAGCCUGAAAACAAUUCUCUUGUCGCUCAUACUGAAAAUCUUGAUAUUGCCGAUUCACUUGAUGACAUUGAUGAAAAUUUUGAACCUGAAGAAAAGUUGAACCUAGAAAUGGAAACUGAUUUAAAUUUCAAUAAUAUCUCAGAUGGGCCCGCUGAUUUCAUGUAUGGUAAUGAUCCUAUUGACUUCCAUGCAAAUGAAAAGAAGCCUUCUCUUGACGAACGCUCAAACUUUUCCAGCAUGUUAACGAUUGGUGUAUCAGAGCCUGAAUCCCUUUUCAAGUCAGAAUCUAUUGAAUCUACACUAGAGGAUUAUAAUAAUGGUCUUUCAUUAAAAGGUCCUCGUCAAUGGAAAGCUAAAUACAAAAGUAAAAAGAAGGAGAUAAGAAAUGUUUUAGAGACAUUCGAUAAGGGUGGUAAUUUCCAUGAUUUAGUCAAUGAAUUAGAUGCAAAAUAUGGAAAAUCAAGCAAACUCACUAAUGGAGAUGCUGAUAAUAGCCAAUCUGAAGACGAUGAGGCUGGUUUUACGGAGGAAAAGCUACCUGAUAUGACAAAGAGAAGCUUGCUAAUAAAAAAAAUUGUCAACAAAGACAAAAACGGUCCAGCUAUACUUCGAAACACCGACGAUAUAACGGUGGAACGAAUGACCAUUCACAAAACUCUACAAUUUAUUUUGUUGGCAUUCAGAAUCUGUAAUUAUAAUAUUCAUGCAAGUGAUAUAAUCCAUUGGAUUAAUUUGGGUCAUUUAACCUUUUUCAAUGCUCCAAAGGUUCUUCCAGAAGAAUGGAUUCUUCUACCUGGUGGCGAUGUAAACGUUUUGCACCCUCGUAAAGUUGUGAAUAUUGAAGCCUUAGAAAGAAAUACAGUGACAUUAAAGAAAUUUCUCUUCAUUCAAAAUCUUCCUCAUCCUAAUUUUAUUGAGAUGUUGAAGAGACAUAUUUUUGAACUAAAUCUACCCUUCCAAUUGAUAGAUAUAGUAGCAAAUGUGAUCGACUGGAAAGUUAUAGCUAAAGCUUCUCCGCAAUUCAAGAUUGACGAGAAGGCUAAAAUUAUCCCAUGUUAUGAUGUUUAUUCUUUUUGUUCAAUAGUUGUUGUUCUUAAGAAAUUAUUCAUUCUUAAUAAUGAAAUUGAAUUUCAAAUUUCUGAUUUCGUCCGAGAAAAUUUUCAUGAUUCUUUUAUCUGGAAAGAUUGGCUUGAUCACACUCGUGUUUUAUGGAAAUUGAUGAAUCACCAUUACUUGCCUAUCAACCCAUCGUUGGCUCUCAAUGUGUUUGAUAUUGAAGUUGUUCGUGUACAUCGGGACAAAAUAUCAAAUGCUAUGUUCGGCAUAGACUCUUCAUUUGGAUCGAAACGUUAUUUUUUAACUAAAGACUUCAAAAGCAAUUUAUCCAGCCUUAUGGGGCAAUCAUUCGAAACUGAUAGCUGCGCCAUUGAUCUACCACCUUUUACAGUUUACCAUUUGUACGAAGCUAAAUGUUUUGUUAGACGUCGUUUAAAUGCUUUGAACCGAUCAUCACAUAUUUUUGAAGAAAAUUUCACGAACAAAUCAAUCGAUUAUUUGUUCAGUGAAAGAUAUAAAUUUGUUGGCAUCGAGGCUAAUAAACUCAAAGCACAUUCGCGAGCAAAAAAAAUAGCAGUGGAGACAGCAAUUGAGGAAUGGCCUGAACCAUUGCAACUGCUUCUAAAUUUAGGUUCAUUCAUCCUGAAUCGGCCACCAAAAAUGUUCGCACCAAUAAUUAAUAGAUUGGAUUCUUUGGUCAAGGAUUUACCAUGAAUUAAGUUUUGUGCGAUAAGAUUGAUGAUGGGGAGUGUUGUCCAAAAUUACUCAAAAUCAGAAUUUCACGUUAUGAACGCUCUUCCAGUUAUAAUUUUCAAAUUUUUAGUUAAAUCAAUUAAUUCCAGUUAAAUUAACGUCUAAUGAUUCCAAAAAAUUCCAUAAUAAGUUAAAUAUGGACUCUAAUCAUGAUCUAACAUAAAUCAAUUCAUUUUUUAUAUCAA